Messenger RNA from Moneuplotes crassus, 926 nucleotides. NCBI's taxonomy places the organism in Eukaryota, Ciliophora, Spirotrichea, Euplotida, Euplotidae. The record is from the annotation of a GenBank genome assembly.
UGAGAUUUAUAUGGACGAGAAGCCUCAAAUUCAAACUAAGAAUUAUAAUUCAAUUAGUUGUUCUGCAAACCCUAAAUUCGAUAACUACCAAGACCACUGAGAGCAGUCAAAUGCUGAUCAGAUUUAUCAAAGAAUGGCGAAUUACCCAUCUGUGAAGAUAAAUCCUCGUAAAAUGAAAAAGAUAGUCCCUCCCUUUGGAGAAUCUCCUCAAAAUCAUGCAAAGGAAGUCAGUAUAAAUAAUCGCAAUGGGAAGCUUUCAACUCCAAGAAUAGAAACAAUAGAGACUCUCAUGACUUGAGGGGAUGAAGAAAUUGAGCCGAUUGACCUCCCUGUGUUUGUCCCCCAGAAUAAAAAUCUAAGUCUUCCUCACGAAGAAUAUAUUGCGAUGAUGAAUACAGCUUCCCAUGCCGAGUCUAACUUCUCCAAUUUCAUGCAACGCGAGCACGUUGAAAGUAUCAUCGAAUUUGACGCUAAAUUUUGUACUGACCUUCAUACUCUGGAAGAUGAAGAAAGAGAUGACCUUGAAAUGCCAUUUAAAGAUAGCUUUAUUCAUGACUUUCCUUUAAGAAGGAAAGAAAAUUUAGAUCAAAGGAAGCACAAGAUUAAUUUUUAACCUAAACCUUCCUACUGUAGAUCAUAGAGGUCAGCUCUUAUCAAGUUUACAGAAGUCCCUUUCUAAAAUUAAUAAGCGAGGUGAGAAACUUCGAAAAGCCAAUAUCAUUCGCAACAUGAUCUGUAAUUCUAGCAACGCCAGAUCUAAUAGCUCCAGAACGAUACCUCUAUUUAAGAAAAAGCACAGUGCUUGAUAUUUCAACAAAACUCUAAACCCUGAUUUACAAAAAUAAACUACUCUUCCCGCCCUCUACGGCUGGAAAUCUACACUAUCAGUGCAAAUUUUCCUUGAAAACCCCUUCCCAGGUCAUUUU